CGGCGACCGAAUAGACCCCUCCACCCCUCCUGGACAAUACCCCUCCUUUUUCGAUACCAUAGCUAGUACGAACUGAAUACAAGUGAUCGGUGAAAUGGGUUGAGAGGAGCUCUACCUUCAAAUGAGAUGAGCCCACACAAGCUACCCCGCGAUAAGCGAGCUAAAGCAUGCGAAGACAUUGCAGAAUCAAUAGCAUAAUGAAUCCCGAUAAGAUCAUGAAUACCCCUCAGUGACCGACUGAGCCACUGCUAGGUUUCACUGCUUAAAGGGAAUCAGUUCGCUGCGAAGCAACCUCCUCUUCAUCUCUUCCCGAACCCCGCACGAGUCUCCAGCAGCAGAUUUCAGAUCGUUUCACUCACCCGUCCCUCCCAAAGAACUGCGCAAGAAUCCUAUCACACAUCACAAUGGGCAAGAAGCGUGUUCUCGUCAGCUAUGGCGUCGACGUGGACGCGGUCGCCGGCUGGCUAGGAUCUUACGGAGGAGAAGACUCCUCUAACGAUAUCAGCAGAGGUUAUUUUGCCGGAACAAUUGGUGUUCAGCGGGUGCUCAAAUUCCUCGCCAAGUACGACAUCAAGGCCACAUGGUUCAUCCCAGGACACAGCCUCGAGACCUUCCCCGAGGACAUGGCCGCUGUUCGAGACGCCGGCCACGAGAUUGGGCUUCAUGGAUAUUCGCACGAGAACCCGACAGAUAUGACUAUCGAUCAACAAAGGGAAAUCCUUGAUAAGACAUAUCGCAUGCUUACAGAAUUUGCGGGCAAGCCUCCAAGAGGUAGCGUCGCGCCGUGGUGGGAAACAAGCAAGGAGGGGGCCCAGCUUCUGCUCGACUAUGGUAUUGAAUACGACCACAGCAUGAGCCAUCAUGAUUGUCAACCAUAUUACCUACGAACUGGCGAUGAAUGGACCAAGAUCGAUUACAAGAAGAAGCCUAGCGAGUGGAUGAAGCCCCUUGUGAGGGGACAAGAAACAGGGCUCGUAGAGAUACCGGCCAACUGGUACCUUGACGAUUUGCCGCCAAUGAUGUUCAUCAAAGAUGCACCCAAUAGCCAUGGAUUCGUCAAUGCCAGAGAUGUGGAGGAUAUUUGGCGAGACCAUUUUGACUACUUCUAUCGCGAGUACGACGAGUUCAUCUUUCCGCUAACAGUCCACCCGGACGUGUCCGGUCGUCCUCAUGCAUUACUUAUGCACGAAAGACUUAUUGAACACAUGAAGUCGCAUGAGGGGGUGGAGUUUGUUACGAUGGAGCAGAUUUGCGACGAGUUUAAGGCGAAGAAGGCGCCCGCGCAGGGAGCAGUGAUGCCUGCGGAGCCUGGCGCCAUGCUCAAGAAGGAAGUCAUAGGAGCAUAAAUAGUUUACCUACUUAUGUAAUGGACAUUAUAUCCGCAUUCUCAA
This is a messenger RNA of Colletotrichum godetiae, 1391 nucleotides long. RefSeq names its product polysaccharide deacetylase. The transcript has 3 exons. NCBI's taxonomy places the organism in Eukaryota, Fungi, Ascomycota, Sordariomycetes, Glomerellales, Glomerellaceae. The coding region runs from base 405 to 1346 and encodes 313 amino acids. Gene Ontology annotation, biological process: carbohydrate metabolic process. Gene Ontology annotation, molecular function: hydrolase activity, acting on carbon-nitrogen (but not peptide) bonds. The record is from RefSeq and is a predicted model, not a curated record.